UUCCUUUACGCCCAAACUACGCUGGGCACACACAUCUUUUUGGGUAGGGCUCUUACGGUAGCCAAAUUCUUAUAGAGUUUGGGGAGUGCGGGUAGCACUCAAAAAUGUGCGGCAUUCUUGCCGUCCUCAACACGACGGAUGACAGCCAGGCUAUGCGCUCGAGGGUGCUGGCCCUGAGCCGUCGCCAGCGUCACCGUGGCCCCGACUGGUCUGGCAUGCACCAGUUCGGCAACAACUUCCUUGCCCAUGAGCGCCUUGCGAUUAUGGACCCCGCCUCGGGUGACCAGCCCCUGUUCAACGAGGACCGCACAAUCGUGGUCACCGUGAACGGUGAGAUCUACAACUACAAGGAGCUGCGCCAGCAGAUCACGGAUGCCUGCCCCGGCAAGAAGUUCGCCACCAACAGCGAUUGCGAGGUGAUUAGCCACCUGUACGAGCUGCACGGCGAGAAGGUGGCCUCCAUGCUGGACGGCUUCUUCGCCUUCGUGGUGCUGGACACCCGCAACAACACCUUCUACGCCGCGCGCGACCCCAUUGGCAUCACCUGCAUGUACAUCGGCUGGGGCCGUGACGGCAGCGUGUGGCUGUCGAGCGAGAUGAAGUGCCUGAAGGAUGACUGCACCCGCUUCCAGCAGUUCCCUCCCGGGCACUUCUACAACUCCAAGACGGGUGAGUUCACCCGCUACUACAACCCCAAGUACUUCCUGGACUUCGAGGCCAAGCCGCAGCGUUUCCCCAGCGCUCCCUACGACCCCGUCGCGCUGCGUCAGGCGUUCGAGCAGUCCGUGGAGAAGCGCAUGAUGUCGGAUGUGCCGUUCGGCGUGCUGCUGUCGGGCGGCCUGGACAGCUCGCUGGUGGCGUCCAUCGCGGCGCGCAAGAUUAAGCGUGAGGGCAGCGUGUGGGGCAAGCUGCACAGCUUCUGCGUGGGCCUGCCCGGCAGCCCUGACCUGAAGGCUGGCGCCCAGGUGGCUGAGUUCCUGGGCACCGACCACCACGAGUUCCACUUCACGGUGCAGGAGGGCAUUGACGCCAUCAGCGAGGUCAUCUACCACAUUGAGACCUUUGACGUCACCACCAUCCGCGCCUCCACGCCCAUGUUCCUGAUGAGCCGCAAGAUCAAGGCGCUGGGCGUGAAGAUGGUGCUGUCAGGCGAGGGUUCCGACGAGGUGUUCGGCGGCUACCUGUACUUCCACAAGGCGCCCAACAAGGAGGAGUUCCAGUCGGAGACUGUGCGCAAGAUCCAGGACCUGUACAAGUACGACUGCCUGCGCGCCAACAAGUCCACCAUGGCUUGGGGCGUGGAGGCGCGCGUGCCGUUCCUGGACCGCCACUUCCUGGACGUGGCCAUGGAGAUCGACCCCGCCGAGAAGAUGAUUGACAAGAGCAAGGGCCGCAUCGAGAAGUACAUCCUCCGGAAAGCCUUCGAUACCCCCGAGGACCCCUACCUGCCCAACGAGGUGCUCUGGCGCCAGAAGGAGCAGUUCAGCGACGGCGUGGGCUACAACUGGAUCGACGGCCUCAAGGCGCACGCGGACAGCCAGGUCAGCGACGACAUGAUGAAGACGGCCGCGCAUCGGUACCCCGACAACACGCCCCGCACCAAGGAGGCGUACUGGUACCGCAGCAUCUUCGAGACCCACUUCCCCCAGCGUGCCGCCGUGGAGACGGUGCCGGGCGGCCCCUCGGUGGCCUGCUCCACCGCCACCGCCGCGCUGUGGGACGCCACCUGGGCUGGCAAGGAGGACCCCUCGGGCCGCGCCGUGGCCGGCGUGCACGACUCGGCCUACGACGCCGCCGCCGCCGCCAACGGCGAGCCGGCUGCCAAGAAGGCCAAGAAGUAAACGGGCCUUGUCCACCACUUGCGGUCCCGACUGCGGCAGCUGAGACUAGCUGUCAGAGGUUGCUGCGCAUGGGGCCGCGGCGUGCGUCGCUACCGGGAAGCAGCGUGCUGUGGGGGAGUUUGAUGUGCUUCCUGAUCAGCAUCGUGCUCGCGGAGUAGCGAGAGCGAGUCCGGAUCAUGCACGCGAUGCGGCUGCAUGCAUAAAGAGCAGCACCUCAGCUGCACCGCCGUCUGUGCAUGCAUGGCCAGUGAUUCCACCAGGUGCACGGCCUUGCGUUUUUGAGCGAAGAGCACACGUCACGGAUGUCAACGCGUUAUUCGGGGGCUACGAGCCUGCGCGCUAUUGUGUCGUGUUUUACUGGCGUGGAGUGUCGUGGAUGCUGUUUCUGACAGAUGUCUUUCACUGCGAGUGUGAAUCAUAGGGGUGACUUGACGGUCAAUGUAGACGAGGAACGGGGAGACGACAUGCCCAUUGACAGGAUGACUAGGUCUUGACGGUGGAGGAUGGGUCACGGGCGGCACAAGACGCGGGGGAACAGGCGGUGCGAAGUCCAGCACAUGGAUUAAUUAGAUAAAGGGGCGCCAGCAACUUGGCGCCCGCGUAGAAAGUCAUGAAGCCAUGCUAGGCGGUAGUCGCAAGGAAGCGAGAACGGGAUGGGACGCAGCUGCACACGUGCGGCGGUGGGGAGCCGCUGAAGCUCUUUAAGAAGACGU
Messenger RNA from Chlamydomonas reinhardtii, 2554 nucleotides. RefSeq lists its product as uncharacterized. The transcript is spliced from 14 exons. Gene Ontology annotation, molecular function: asparagine synthase (glutamine-hydrolyzing) activity. Bases 105 to 1841 code for a protein of 578 amino acids. The record is from RefSeq and is a predicted model, not a curated record. Gene Ontology annotation, cellular component: cytosol. NCBI's taxonomy places the organism in Eukaryota, Viridiplantae, Chlorophyta, Chlorophyceae, Chlamydomonadales, Chlamydomonadaceae.